UAGGUGAAUGCCGUCAUGCCGUUUGGGUGCCUUGCCCUGCGAGAUGGGCGGACCUACGAUAGCAUGUCUGAUGUCACGGACAAGUAUGAGAUCGGACAAGUCCUCCGAGCGAAGGAGUUCUGUGAGCUGUGCCUGGCAAAAGACAGACAAACAGACAAGGUGUUUGUCUGUAAGAAAUUCCUCAAGAAAGACGGCAGGAAAGUCCGCAAGGCUGCCAAGAACGAAAUCAUGAUCCUGAAACUGGUAAACCACCCAAACAUCCUCCAGCUGAUAGACACGUUUGAGACUCGGAAAGAAUACUUCAUCAUCCAGGAACUGGCCACAGGAGGAGAUGUAUUUGACUGGAUCCUUGACCAAGGGAAUUACACUGAGAGAGACGCUUCCAACGUCAUCAGACAAGUCCUCGAAGCUGUGGCGUACUUACACUCUCUCAAUAUUGUUCACAGGAACCUGAAGCUGGAAAAUCUGAUGUACUACACAGAAAAUAACCACAACAAAGUAGUGCUGCGAGACUUCUACCUGUCCAGAUUUGAGAAUGGCCCCAUCACAGAGCCAUGUGGAACACCAGAAUAUUUGGCUCCUGAAGUUGUGGCUCGUCACCGAUAUGGUCGCCCUGUGGACUGCUGGGCCGUGGGUGUCAUCAUGUUCAUUCUUUUAUCGGGAAAUCCUCCAUUCUAUGAUGAAACAGAGGAGGAGAACACCGAUCUACAUAAUCGCAUCAUCUUCUGUCGCAUUGUUGCUGGAGACUUUGAGUUUGACUCCCCUUACUGGGAUGACAUAUCACCUGCAGCUAAGGAGCUUGUCUGUCGACUGAUGGAAGUGGACCAGAUGCUGAGAAUCACUGCACAAGACGCGCUUUGGCAUGAAUGGAUUGCAGGAAAUGGUGCGUCAGAGAAGAAUCUGAAGGAUGGUGUGUGCGCCCAGUUUGAGAAAAACUUUGCCAAAGCCAAAUGGAGGGAGUUGAAGAAAGCGAUCCGUGUCACAACCUUCAUGCAAAGACUGAAGAAUUCAGAAGCUCUCAUUGACAGUUCAGCCGAAGUUCAGGCUGGAGAAGAGGCAGGAGAUGGUGAAGGGGGUGUUUCCCAGGGGACAAGUGAUGAGGGAGACAAGGGGACCAGCGAUGGAGGGGUGACAUCAAGCAGUGUGUCUUUAGAGGUCACUGUUGAGAAUGCUCCAGCUGAUAUGGACCUAAAUGAGGGGACGAUUAAGGGAGGAGAAAAACAGGAGGAGAAAAGGCCUGUGGGCCCUUCUGUUGGAAUUUCUCCCUCAGAUAUUCAGGAACCUGUCUGUCAAUCAAAUGCAGUCCCCAAGCCACCCCAGGAAGAGCCCGAAAAGGUUAGUGCAAAGAAAGGAGGAAGUGAUGGAACCAGAAAGAUUGCUGCCAACUUGGGUCAAAAUAAAGUUGUUCCAGAAUCCAAACAAACCUCUGCAGUGACCCCUGAACCCUCAAAGCCGUUAGACAGUUCUCUGGGCAGUAGUCUUGAGAGAAAACCCAUGCCCACCUCCCCUGAUCCCAGCGGUAAGCGUAAAAUGGCUGCGACUCUUCAUGGCCCUCCACCUACGUCAUCAGCUGUAGCGUCUUCCUCACCAGAGAGGAGAACCACCACCCAGCAGAAGGCAGAGGCUGAUGGGAGCUGGUGUCAGACGCAAGUACCCGAGGCUGUCGCAGAGAGGUCAGUGGGAGCAACAGUCACCCCAGCACUGGGGCCUGGGGCAGCAGUAGAUGCUGGACUAGGAGUUAGGCUAAGGGGUGACAAUAGCCCAGGAGGUAGAAGGGACAGGAAUGCCAGGAAAACAGACAGGUACAGUGCAGAGUUUAGCAUGGCUGGGACCGGUGCCAUGCCAGGCCAGGGUUGUUAUACAGUGGGCAGUUCUGCUAGUUUGGGCCGUCAUGCGAUACCUUAUAACCCGGAAGUUGGGGUUGUGGGAAUGGGCAUUGCAGGGAGCUAUGGAAGUCCAUAUAGUUCACUUUAUACGAGUGGAGGUGGAGUGGGAAUGUAUGGAACUGGGCUCCCACAUGGAGGAGGAAGCAGCACCACAAGCGACUGGCAAAUGGACAGUGUGAUUGAGCAGAUAGAGAAGCAAAUGGCGGCCGUGCUGGAAAAAAUCGAGGGAGACAUGCCCUCGCUGCUUGAGCAGAUCAGUGACUGUCCUGCUGAACCACCACGUGCGCGGAGCACACACGCUUCUCCUGCCACCCCCCGCUCACGCCCGUCACAACACUCCCCGGCUACCACAUCCUCAGCCACUCCUCCACCACUGCCCACCUCACCCAGACCUGCGCUACCAUCUCUUCCUCGCCUUACCAUCCCCCCACCCUCCUAUCCCCCACCCUCUCCUCCCACACAAGCCUCACCUCAAGUCGCAGGAGAUCUGGAGGACAGAGAUGGACAGAGGGGUGCUGCCCAUUCCGGCCAGUCACCUAGAGCUGGCAUGAACAGGGGACUAUGAGGCUGGUGUGCAUGAUGCAAAAUAUAAAUUCAAACCACCUGGAACACUGGAAUUUAUAGUUAAAACUUGACAAUUUAAAGACUGUCUCCACCAAUCAUUUACUGCCCAGAAGAAAAGUAAAACUGCAGGGCUAUUUUGUUUCUGUGUUCAAACCAGACGACUGUUCAAGAAAGCCCCACAUUAUAGCAUCUAAAUACUUUGAUGAUUGCAGGACACAGGGAGUAUGGAGCUGCAUCUUGCACGAAAUGGCAGUAGCAAUGGCCAUCAUCUCCAAAGCUUGCUUAUAUCUCAAUUGUAGAUUGUUUAUCUGAAUGUUGACCAUUCAACCACCUUACACUGGAAUCCAAGCACUCAUUGCAGUUUGCAUAUAACGGACCUGCUCCAAUAAGAAAAGUGUGAAUAAACUGGGAAUGAGUUUAUGUACAAUAUUCCUCACCAAAUGUAAAUACAUAUAAAAAAAAAAGAAAACUAAGUUCAAACCCAAUUCUUGAUUUUCUCAGACGUUAAAACACCACAUAUCUAAAGUAACGUAGUUUUUCAAAGCAACACAUUCCAUUUAUUUAUCUGUUGUUCCUUUUUUAAUUUAUGUAGCUAUUAAUUCUAUUGUGAGGCUUUGGUUCCCUCAGAUGUACAGACAUUUGUGAAACAGAACCGUCAAGUCACAGGCUGAUAGAUCAUCUGCUUUGUUUAAUUAUAUGGUGUAAUUAAACUUGAAAUGUCACUCAAAGUCUUGUGAACUGUUCCACGUGUGUUUUAAAUUGGAGGGGAAAGUCCUUCAGUACAUUAUAUUGCAUAAAGGCUUUACAAUAACACACAUAGACACACUUAUACAUGUAUUUUCUCCUCUUUUCCCCAUAGUUGACCAAAAAUUCUCAUUUUCUCCAAUUUUGUUGACAAAUUCAUCUGAUAUCGUUCAAUGGACAGCUUGGUCUAUUUUCUCCUUUUAAUCACACUGAAUAUUCUUAUGAUUUUCACUCUGCUUUUUGGGUGUAUGUAAUACCAGAUUCUGUGCUUCUCUCCUGAACAAGUCUAGAUCUCCACUAAACUGUCCCUAUGUGAACUGUACUUUGUUUGCAAGUCUUACAAU
This is a messenger RNA of Salarias fasciatus (jewelled blenny), 3538 nucleotides long. RefSeq names its product CaM kinase-like vesicle-associated, like (gene camkvl). Gene Ontology annotation, molecular function: protein kinase activity; ATP binding. Lineage: Eukaryota; Metazoa; Chordata; Actinopteri; Blenniiformes; Blenniidae. The transcript has 11 exons. Gene Ontology annotation, biological process: protein phosphorylation. Bases 16 to 2451 code for a protein of 811 amino acids. The record is from RefSeq and is a predicted model, not a curated record.